This is a messenger RNA of Verticillium alfalfae VaMs.102, 1086 nucleotides long. RefSeq lists its product as hypothetical. The transcript is spliced from 3 exons. Gene Ontology annotation, biological process: late endosome to vacuole transport via multivesicular body sorting pathway; vesicle budding from membrane. Lineage: Eukaryota; Fungi; Ascomycota; Sordariomycetes; Glomerellales; Plectosphaerellaceae. Gene Ontology annotation, cellular component: cytoplasmic side of plasma membrane; multivesicular body; ESCRT III complex. The coding region runs from base 1 to 1086 and encodes 361 amino acids. The record is from RefSeq and is a predicted model, not a curated record.
AUGGGCGACCUCGCCGACUACCUCACGUCAAACGACCCCUCCUUCCGAAAAGCCCGUCUUCCAGCCCUCUACUCCGACUUUCGCCCCCAGCGCACCCUCAACCCGGACGGCUACACCGCCAACCUCUCGGCCUGGCGCGCCGCCCUCGCCCGCCUCGCCUGGGACGCCCAGCUCCCCGACCCCGCCACCUCCACCACCCCGCCGCGUCUCCUCCUGACCGUCGACGACGCGCUCCCCGCCCACCUGCAGAGCCGCCAAUUCGGCCGCCCGCUGGCCCUCGGCACCGUGGUCCGCGAGACCUCGACGGCGGCGACCUCGUCCCCGUGCCCGACUUUCUCGCGCGAAAAGAGAGCAUCUACGCCAAGACGGCCGGCUGGGGCGCCGUGCCCUGGAGCGUCGCCUCCUGGGCCGCACGCCAGGCUGGGGUUCGGCAACGGCGGCGGCGGCACGUCGGCGGCCGAGGACAAGAUGCCCAAGGGCACGACCUCCAGCACCAGACGACGCUGCUGGCGGCGCGGGGUCGACACGCUUGGCGGCGACGCCAAGGGCCGCCGUCGGCAAGAAGGAACAACCGCCGCCGCCAUGCGGCUGCUGCGCGAGAAGAAGACGGCCGAGGCGACGCUGGGCAAGCGCGGCGCGGCGCUGCUGCAGAUGGAGGAGAUUGCCGCGAGGAUACAGCAGGCGCGGGACCAGGUCCAAUUCGUCAAGGUCAUGGAGGGCAGCGCCGGCGUGCUGAAGCAGCUGAAUGCCGAGGUCGGCGGCGUCGAACGCGUCGAGGGUGUCGUCGACGCGCUGCGGGAGCAGAUGGCCGACACGGACGAAGUCGGCAGGAUACUCGCGAGCGCUGGCGAGGUCGAGGCCAUCGACGACGGCGAGAUUGACGAUGAGCUCCGUGCGCUGGAGAAGGCUGAGGAGGACAGGAUCGCAGCUGAGAAGCAGGCCGAGAAGGACGCCCACCAGGCCAAGGAGGCCGAAGCCACGAGGAAGCGCCUCGAGGAGGCCGGCUCUGUGCCGGAGACGGAGGCGGAGAGCGAGGCAGCGGCUAGGACGGCUGAGCAACUCGAGCCUAGAGUCGUCACAUUUUAG